AUGAUGGCCGUGUUUAUUAUAUUGCUAGUGGGGGUUGGAGUGUCAGCAACUUCACCAAGAGAGCCAAGAGAAGGAAUCCCGGUCCCGAUCACGAUCAAGUCGAUCGUGCCCAUAGAAUGCGGUCCCAACUCACACUUCGUGCGAUGUUCUAAAAUAUGCCCUCCACAAGAUUGUUCUGCUCUUAUAGACCCAUACUGGUUGUGCGAGAAUCCAGGUUGCAAAGCUGAAUGUAGAUGCAACGACGGUUUUUAUCGUCAGAACGGAACAUGCAUUUCUCGGGACGAGUGCCUCGCACAAUGUGGUCCUCUGGAACGCUACGUGGCCGACAGCACCGAUUGUCAGAGGACAUGUGCCAACUACAAGGUCACUGCACCACGGAGCCUGUGCAAGCCCUUCUCUGGGUGCGUCUGUGAAGAGGGGCGGGUGAGGCUGAACGAUAACGCCACUGGCCCCUGUGUGCUUCCAAAAGAUUGCCCGGCUCGAAAAUGUCCGAUCCAUGAACACUGGCAAGAUUGUCCCAGUGUAUGCGCCAACGAAACGUGUAUGUCGAAAAGUCCGACUUACAAAUGCCUGUUGCCAGCUAUUCCGCUACCGUGCAAAGGGCGAUGCAUCUGCGACAAGGGAUAUUUGAGGAAUCAUCUUGGAGACUGUAUACCUGAGAAUCAUUGCCCAAUUAAGGAAUGUCCAAUAAAUGAAGUGUGGCGCUGCGCCUCUACGUGCCCGUGGGAUUCCUGCAAGCGGCUGGAGGCCGGCUUCCAAUGUCCGUCGGGUAUCAUAUCAGUAUGCAUACCCGCCUGCGCCUGCAAAGAUGGAUAUCUGAGAAACGACAAAGGAAUUUGCAUACCAAGGGAAUUAUGUCCGGCAUCUCUUCGUUGCGGUAUAAACGAAGUAGCUGUGGAGUGCCAAGCGUAUCCGCCGCAAACGUGCGAGUCUGUGUACACACUGUACAAGUUGAUAGAGGACUCGCCCUGCAACCCGGGCUGCGACUGCAGGUCUGGCUACUUGAGAAACAGGCGCAACAUUUGCGUACCAAGCGAGUGUUGUCCAACAGUGCCUUACUGCAAAUGUGGACCUAACCAAGUGUACAAGGAAUGCGGUACCAUUUGCGAACCAAGUUGCUCUGAUCUAGAUAACCCACCGCAAGUGUGUCCUGAGGUAUGCGUCGAAGGUUGCUUCUGCAAAGAAGGAUUCCUUAAGGAUGAACACGGAAAUUGUGUUUAUCCAAGUCAAUGUCCUCUACCAAUCUGUACCAAACCAAACGAAGUGGCAAAGGAUUGCGGAUCAUAUUGCGAGAUCAGGACUUGUGAAGACUACAAUAGAACUGACAUCGUCUGCCCCGCCGUGUGCGUACGCGGAUGCUUCUGUCGCAAGGGUUACGUCAGGAACGCGUACGGUGUUUGUAUACACCCGAAAAAAUGCCCGUCAAAGCCAGUGUGCCUUCAAGAGCACGAAGAAUACCAGUCAUGUGGAUCCAGCUGCCCAGACAAUUGUGACAACUACAAGAACCCCGACCGCAUUUGCACAGCGCAAUGCGUCGCUGGGUGCAAUUGCAAGAAAGGCUACGUCAGAAACCUCAAGGACGGCACUUGCAUAAAGCCAGAACAAUGUCCUAUUAAAAAAUGCACAGGCGACAACGAAGAGCUAAACUACUGCGCCUCCUACUGCCCUGUUACAUGCGCAAACCGCUACACACAAGGCGACUGGGUUUGCAUCACACUCUGCCGUGUGGCCUGCGACUGCAUUCCUGGCACACUAAGGAACGACACUGGAUCUUGCGUUCCUGUUGAUCAAUGCACACCCCCAAUUUGUAGGGAAAACGAAAAAUAUAUGAAGUGUGGUACCGCAUGUCCGAUAACAUGUGACAAUUAUAAAAAUCCUCCUAAAUUCUGCACUGACCAGUGUGUCGAGGAUUGUUUCUGCAAAGAAGGUUACGUCAGAAACCGCUUCGGGCGUUGCGUGAAACCAGAAGAUUGUGAACCCAUUUGUCCGGCCGGCGAAAAGUGGAACGAAUGCUCAGCCCAUUGUCAAGAUACUUGUGAAAACUACAACUCCUCAAACAGGAUAUGCACUUACCAGUGUCAAUCUGGAUGCGUGUGUGAGACAGGCACCGUCAGAAGAAAGGAUGGCAAAUGUGUACUACCUACCGAAUGUACCGAAAAGAUCAUCUGCCCCAUAGACGAAGUGUACGAUCCGUGUUCCGCUCAUUGCGAGCCCACCUGCGAGAACCACGGACCAGAUCGCGCCUGUACCAAAAUCUGCAAGCCUGGGUGCAAGUGCCGUGAAGGACUAGUCAGACGGAAGGAUGGCAAAUGCGUGAAGUUGAAAGAGUGCCCCGAAAAGAUCAUCUGCCCCAAAGACGAAGUGUACGAUCCGUGUUCCGCUCAUUGCGAGCCCACCUGCGAGAACCACGGACCGGAUCGCGCCUGUACCGCCAUCUGCAAGCCUGGCUGCAAGUGCCGUGAAGGACUAGUCAGACGGAAGGAUGGCAAAUGCGUGAAGUUGAACGAGUGCCAGCCCACGUGCCCUUCGUCUGAACACUAUGAUGAGUGCAACGCGCACUGCGAAGAGACUUGCGAAUUGCACGGUUCCAAUGUAACUUGCUUGCCCUAUUGCAAAGCUGGUUGCAUGUGCAAUAAGGGACUAGUGCGGAGGAAGGAUGGUCAAUGUGUGAAUUUAGAAGAUUGCUAUGAUCUCUGUCCUUCGAACGAAGUGUACGAUCCCUGCAUUACGCCGAAGUGCCCACCGGGAAAAUCGUGCAUCCAAGGUUGUAGACCCGGCUGUAGGUGCAAGAAAGGGCUGGUGAGAGAUAAGAGAGGAAAAUGUGUCAAUCCCAAGUGCCCAGUUAACGAGCAAUGGGUGGAUUGUGUACUCGCUCUCUGCAUAGCACUGAGGUGCGAUCAGCUCGGCUUUCCUAUCGGCUGUCCAGGCAUUGUUGGACCGUGCGACGGCGGUUGCGUUUGUGCCAAAAACUACGUAUGGGACAGUAACAACGUCUGCAUUCCAAAGCAAAAUUGCCCAAGUUGCAAUAAUGACUUCAACGCUACAUCUGGAUGUGGUAAUCACUGUGGAAGACAAUGUACUGACUACAAGAACCCUCCUAAGUGUAACGUUCUACAGCUUUGUGAAUACAAUGGAUGUGACUGCAAAAAAGGAUUUGUAUGGGACAUAGUUACAGGUCAAUGUCUGGAUCCAGUCGAUUGUCCGGUUCCUUGCAAAGGAGACUUAUACGCGGAAAAGGUGAAGUGUCCAAAUCCGUGUCCAGCCACUUGCUCCAGGCCAACCACUGCCAUUUGUCCCAGGGUCUGCCUCAAAGAAGGUUGCCAAUGCAGAUCUGGAUUCGUUCUAAAUCCGGAUGGAAAAUGUGUAUGGCCCGAAAAUUGUCCAGAUAACCUCGGAUGCAACGGAGAUCCUAAUGCCCAAAUAAAUAAUUGUGUCUCGCUAUGUGAACCCACCUGUGGAAAGAAUGCUGUAUUCUGCCCUGCAGUAUGCCGACUGGGUUGCAAAUGCAAAAGCGGAUUUAUACUUUCGAAGUCCGGUGGUAUAUGCAUAAAACCUGAAAAAUGUGUCAACGCCACUACCACUACGGAGGCGCCGUGUAAGAAAGGCAGCCCAAGACCUACGCGCGACACGGGCUCGACCACUAAUGACGCGCAUGCGACAGGGUCGACGGGUGGACAACAAAACACGAAUUCUUCGUCAAAUGCAUUAAUAUUAUGCCCUAAUGAUGAAAUCUGGAUUGACUGCAAACCCGGUUAUUGUAAGCCACAAUACUGCCGGGAUAUAGGCAGACUCAUAGCUUGCCCGCAAGUUGCCGACCCCUGUCCGGGAGGCUGUAUUUGUAGAAAAGGCCUACUCAGGAGAGAUGGAGAUGGAGUUUGCAUUCCAGAAAAUGAAUGCCCCAUCAAUCAACCUUGUUCUGACCCAAACGCAAUCAGAAAAAAAUGUGCAUCGCAUGAGUCUUGCAGACCAACAUGCUCUGUGCCAAACCCAAAAAUCUGCCCUAGAAUAUGCAUUAUAAACGGAUGUGAAUGUAAGAAAGGAUACGUUUUGUCAGGGCCAAGGGGAAUAUGCACGAAAAUAGAGGAUUGUCCCAAAGGUAACGUCAGCUGUAAUGGAGAUCCCAAUGCGGAGAUAAUGGCAUUCCCCCCGCCAUGUCCGUCGACGUGCGAGAUGCCGAACGGGAUCCCGGGAUGUUUGAUGAUAGGGCAGGACGUAGGAUGCGUAUGUAAACCUGGAUACAUAAAAGACGACAACGGCAAAUGCAUUCUACCAGAUAACUGCAAAGGUGGAAAUCCUUGCGGUGCAAAUGCAUCUUUCGCUUGGUGUAAAGUAAUUUGCCCAAACAACUACUGCCCGGUGGACGAUAGCAGGGCCAUAAUCGCAUGUGACCCUCCUUACCCAUGCCCCAGCGGCUGUGUUUGUAAACUAAACCACAGAAUAAAGAGCCAGAAUGAUCACAGAUGUAUUUUAAGUUCAGACUGCCCUCCCGUAAACUGUACUCGUCCUAACGAAAAAUGGAGUCCCUGUCCAUCAGCCUGCCUCAGUGAAAACUGCGAAGAUGUGAACAACCAACCUACCACGUGUAACACGUUAGUUCUAAAUUGCGAUCCGAGGUGCAUUUGUAAAAAAGGACACUUUAGAAACGCAUCGGACAUAUGCGUUCCAGCAAAAGAUUGUCCAAAUAACCAACCGAAACCCUGCGACGACCCCAAUGCAGAGAGGUUAGAAUGCGCACCGGCACCCUCAUGCCGAUCUACGUGCGCAACACCUAACCCAUCUCCAUGCAUACUAAUCUGUGCAGUUAACGAUUGUGUCUGUAAAAAAGGCUUUGUUCUGUCAAAGAAGGGUGGAAAAUGUAUACCCGUGGAUCAGUGUCCAAAAAAUGUACCUUGCAACGGAGACAGCAAUGCCGUGAUAAUAGCCAAUCCGCCACCUUGCCCGUCGACCUGCGACUCUCCCAACGCCAGUUAUUUGUGCAGGAGAGCCGUGCCGCCUGUAGCCUGCAAAUGCAAAGAUGGCUUAAUUAAAGCCACUUACGAUGGCAAAUGUAUCAAGCCAGAAGAAUGUCCAGGUGGAAAUCCUUGCGGACCAAAUUCAACAUUUGUGCCCUGCAACGUCCGUUGCACUAAUGGGUAUUGUCCAGUCGAUGAUAAGCCGGUGAUUACUCCUUGCGAACAACCUUACCCCUGUCCAAGCGGCUGUGCAUGCAAAAUUAACUAUAAAAGAAAAAGCAUCAAUGAUGAUAGAUGUAUAUUAGCUUCGACCUGCCCCCCCGUUAAGUGUACUCGCCCCAAUGAAAUUUGGAAUCCCUGUCCCGAAUGUCUCGCAGAAAGCUGUGCAGACGUUAACAACCAACCUACCACAUGCAAUACAUUGAUCUUGAACUGCCAGCCGCAGUGCGUCUGUAAAAAGGGGUAUUUCAGGAAUAGCACUAUAAGCAUCGGUUUUACCAAAGAUAAAUGCAUUCCAGCAAAAGAUUGCCCCCAAAACAAGCCCUGUGAAGACCCCAAUGCGGAGAGGGUGCAAUGCGCACCGGACCCCUCCUGCCGGUCAACCUGCGCUACGCCCAAUCCAUCGCCUUGCAUAGAGAUUUGCGUGAUUAAUCAAUGUAUCUGCAAAAAAGGCUACGUUUUGUCAAAGAAGGGUGGAAAGUGCAUACCCGUAGAUCAGUGUCCAAAAGAUGUACCCUGCAACGGAGACUGGAACGCCGUUAUUAAGGCCAACCCUAUCCCUUGUCCGUCGACUUGCAGCGUUCCCAACGCUAGCCCUUUGUGCAAGAGGUACGCCCCGCCGGUGGGCUGCGAAUGCAAGCCAGGCUACCUCCUCAAUGAUGACGAAGACAAGUGUAUUACACCUGAUCAAUGUCCAGGUGGCAACCCUUGUGGGAAAAACGCAACUUUUGUACCGUGCGUCGUCAACUGCCCCAACAACGUCUGCCCAGUAGGCGAUAGUAAAGAAAUCAUCGCCUGCAGCCCACCGCACCCGUGCCCCAGCGGCUGCUCAUGUAAAAAGGGGUAUAAAAGAAAGAGCAGUUCUGAUUACACGUGUAUUUUGGCUUCGGAUUGUCCUCCACCGAUAAAAUGCAAAAAAUACGAAGUAUACAACCCGUGUAGUAUAAUAUGUCCCCCUCAAACGUGUGCGUCCAUCUACACCGACUACGAUUGCCGUGGCGCGACGAAGUGCGUGCCUGGCUGCGACUGCAUCCCCGAGUACUUGAGGAACGGAACGGAAAAGGACCCCUGUAUACCUAGCGACCUGUGCCCACCCCCCGAACCAGUAUGCGGCACCAACGAACAUUAUGAAAUAAAUAGAGUCAAGUGCGAUCUGACUUGCAAGAACUACCACUUGGAACCAAUAAUGGGUCCUUGUCAGCCAACCAGCGCCUGCUUUUGCGAUGAAGGCUACGUCAGAAACUCUAAUGGAUUGUGCAUUCCAAAGAAAAAAUGCCCUCAAAAUUUAGUAUGCCCGCCGAACGAAGUGGUGUCCGAAUGUUACAACAGCUGCCUCAUGACCUGCAAGACCAGGCUCCGGAGCGACGGUAGAAUGUGCCACUUGGCAUGCAUCGAGACCGGCUGCGUUUGCAAGGAAGGCUACCUGAGACACGACAAUGGCACUUGUGUUCCUAUCAACCAGUGCUCGCCACCUCGCUGCAAUGACGAUGAAACCUACUCGAAGUGCGGUACCGCGUGUCCCCCGACUUGUCAGAACAGAGGCGACAAUUGCACUGUCUGCACUGAACAGUGCGUCGAGGAUUGCUUCUGCAACAAGGGCCUCGUGCGCUCUGAUGACGGCUGCUGCAUUAAUCCUGAAUGCUGUCCGCAUCGCAUCUGUGGUUCUAAUGAAAUACUCGACCCAUGCCCCCCUACGUGUCCGCCUACGGAUAACUGCUCGAACAUGUGGUCAAAGUUUGACUGCACCAACGCUAUCAAGUGCUGCAAGCCUCAGUGUCGUUGCAAGUCUGGCUACCUCAGAAAGAAUACAGUCUGCGUCCCUACUGAACAAUGUUUGACUUAAUUAAGGAUCGAUCACACUGUUACUUGACGCAGCGUAAACGCAUUGCCCCGUCUUAAGCUCUGGUUUCCUAGGAUAGCGGUGCCGUAAUAUAGCGGCCGUCUCCAUACAAAAUACUACGACAUCCAUAUUUAGCCGUAUUAUUUUGUAUGGAGAGUUGGAGACAG
Molecule: messenger RNA, 7178 nt
Organism: Cydia splendana
Lineage: Eukaryota; Metazoa; Arthropoda; Insecta; Lepidoptera; Tortricidae
Product: zonadhesin-like
Exons: 38
Coding region: 1-7014 (2337 amino acids)
Source: RefSeq, a predicted model, not a curated record